This is a messenger RNA of Vidua chalybeata, 676 nucleotides long. RefSeq names its product T-cell surface glycoprotein CD3 gamma chain-like. Lineage: Eukaryota; Metazoa; Chordata; Aves; Passeriformes; Viduidae. Gene Ontology annotation, molecular function: transmembrane signaling receptor activity. Bases 39 to 554 code for a protein of 171 amino acids. Gene Ontology annotation, cellular component: alpha-beta T cell receptor complex; membrane; external side of plasma membrane. Gene Ontology annotation, biological process: positive thymic T cell selection; cell surface receptor signaling pathway. The record is from RefSeq and is a predicted model, not a curated record. The transcript has 5 exons.
CGUCCUGCGAGCGGGGACAGAGCCAGCACGGCCGUGCCAUGCCGGGGGGAAAGGCCCUGAGCGCCUGGGCACUGCUGGCCAGCCUGGCCCUGGCCAGCUGGGGGGUCCGAGGGCAGAUCUACGUGAAGGAAUUCAGUGGGAAGGUGUUCCUGGAAUGUGUGCGAGCCCAGGGCAGCAAGAACAUCACAUGGUGGAGAGAUGGGAGCACCGUUGGACACGAGGCACAGCUGGACCUGAGCGGGGUUUAUGACGACCCCAGGGGCCUCUACGUGUGUGAGACAGGAAGCAAAAGGAGCAGCCUCCAGGUGCACUACCGCAUGUGCCAGAACUGCAUCGAGGUGGACGCUCCCACCAUCUCGGGCAUCGUCAUCGCGGACAUGGUGGCCACGCUGUUCCUGGCAGUGGCCGUGUACUGCGUCACUGGCCACGACAGGGGACACAGCUCACGAGCUUCUGACAGGCAGAACCUGAUCGCCAACGAGCUCUACCAGCCCCUGGGAGAGCGGGAGGAUGAGCAGUACAGCCGGCUGGCUCCCGCCCGUGCCCGCAAGUGAGGUGGGAAGACUCCGAGACUGCCUUCAUCAGCGUGCUGGUUUGGCCUGGAGGCCCCUCCAGGAUGGGCUGCUUGCAGCCCUGUGCUCCCUCCACGACCUCUUGCACUUCUACAUCCCUGCCA